Pygocentrus nattereri (red-bellied piranha) is the source of this 2954-nucleotide messenger RNA. It is a transcript of the gene tmem183a, whose product is annotated as transmembrane protein 183A. Gene Ontology annotation, biological process: regulation of protein stability. Gene Ontology annotation, molecular function: protein binding. The transcript is spliced from 8 exons. Bases 144 to 1229 code for a protein of 361 amino acids. The record is from RefSeq and is a predicted model, not a curated record. Lineage: Eukaryota; Metazoa; Chordata; Actinopteri; Characiformes; Serrasalmidae. Gene Ontology annotation, cellular component: SCF ubiquitin ligase complex.
CUGGGUCAGUUCCAUGAUGGCUGAAGAUCCUGGAGGAGCUUACCGCAUUUUCUCUUUCAUUUUUCUCCGUUUUUCGCCACCUCUGCUACAGACAUGGCAGGGCGCACAGUCUCGGUAAACGGCCACAGUCUUGCGUCGUCGUCAUGCCCAAGAAAGGGAACAGAAAACGGCUGAAAUUUCGAGCCGACGAUGUUUGCUCGGAGUCAGUAACGGUGGCUGACUACGCCAACGCGGAUCCUGCUAUCGUGAAGUCGGGACGAGUGAAAAAGGCUGUUGCCAAUGCAAUUGAAAAAGAAGUGAAAUUACUCUGUGGGCUCGAAGCCUCCCAGGGUCCUGUACAGGAAGUUCUGUCGUCAGCAUCUGGUGUAAGUAAAGAUGUGCGUGACAGUAGUGAGGAGCUUGAUUCAGAGGAAGGUGAUGGCGAAGGCAAGGUGUCGCGUAAGAAGAAAAACAAGAGACGUAAAGAAAAUGGUGAAUGCACCGAUGGAGAAGAGUAUCCCAUUGACAUAUGGCAUGUUCUUGCUGCAUACAUACGCCCUGAAGACGUCUGCAGGUUUGCACUGAUCUGCAAGAAUGCCUGGACUGUCACAUGCACUGCAGCAUUUUGGACUAGACUGUAUAAGAGACACUACAGUCUUGAUGCAGACCUCCCCUCUCGCCUUCAGCCAGGCUCCAUUUCAAAGAUGCAUUGUCUACGUGCUCGUGUAAUCCGCUCCCUCUUUCAUCUGUACGAGCCAUUCAGCCUGCGAGUGUCCAAGUGUCCCCCUCUACCUGAGUCUACUCCAACCACACUACUCAAUUCCAAGUGCUUGCUGUUUUGGGUCAACAAAGUGUCCGGAACUAGAGCUGAGACCAUGUGGGAAUUCAACUUCAAGUUUGUGAAGCAGCCAGCUAAGGUGAAGAACGGCUGUCACCAGGGACUGGAGCUGCCCAGGCUGUAUAAGGACGUCCUCACCAACCCAGACUCUGAUUGCUACCUGUUGCGUGUCACCACCCUCAACUUCAUCUUCACUUCCGUUGUCAUGGGAAUGACACUAACCAUGUUCACCAUUAACGUGAGCACAGACAUGAGGCACCACCGGGUGCGGCUGGAAUUCCAGGACUCCCCCAUGGUCCGGGGCAAGAGGUUGCGAGGAGAACCGGGCACUCAGGUGGUGCUGGACCCUGUCCACAGUGUGCGUCUCAUGGACUGGUGGCACCCUCAGUACCCCAUAUCCUCAUGCACUUAGAUCAGCCACACUUAACCAGAGUGGUGAAUUAAGGCCUGCUUCCACCAUCGCGAAUCAUUCUGCACUGCCUUUUCUCUGAUGUUUUGUGUUGUGUGCUUGUGUUAUGCAGUACUGCUUGGAUUGUAGAGUCUCUAAUUGUGCCGGUGGAAACAGGCCUUAUGUGCUUUGUUCUUGUGGAUUUUUGGGUUGAAGUUGCUCUUAAAUGCUGGCGUACACAAAGGGCCCCAUCUUACCCAACUCUAAAUACUCGAAGAGAAAGACUGGUUUUAGAUCUAUGCAAAAGGGCAACUUCCAUCCGUUAUGUGGCAAAGCAGACAGGGCAUUAAAACAAAUAAGCUGAAAGGAAGAAACACGGCGUCUUUGCAUGCGCCCUUCCAUGUUUGUGUCAUCCAAGUUUUAUUUGUACUGUUUAAUCCAGUACCCUCAGGCUGUUCUGUAUGACUGAACAUGACGUGUGCAAGAAAGUGUUCCUGAUUUACUCCAUUAUGUAUAGAUGGUCAGGUUUUUGACAGUAAUUAUGUGUAGUGGCAUAUGUAUCAAUGAUGGUAUGUACUCUGCCUGAUUUAAGCUAAAGCAACACAUGAAGUUGAAAACGGAACAAAUAUUAAUAGCUACAAACUUAGAGCAGAUUUCAAAGGCAGCUGAUACCAUCUUUCAGAUAUUCCACUCUAACCUUGAAGGGUCUGUCUGCGGAGCACAAGAACUCAGCUGACCUUUACGAGCAUGUCGAAUCCUGUGUAUUUAAUUCAAUGGUGCAGCCCUUUCUCAGUGUAAACUACCUUAAGUAGCUUUUAGCCAUGUGUUAGCUGUAGGUGCAAAGGAGUUGCCGUUUUCUAGACUUGAGUGUUUGCUUCAUGGGGCUUCUGAAUGCAGCUUUUUGGCUUUACAAUCAUGCAUGUUUGGCUAAUUAAAUGGCUUGCAGAUGAAUGUACACAGAAGGCAAGUUUCCCUUCUCAGUAUUUUUCUUUGCCUGAGUGUCUUUUUGUGUUUUAAGAGAAAAUCAGAAAAAAUAUUAACAUGCAAGUAAACCUGCAGUAGAAAUGUCACUCAGACUUCUUUAUCGUAUGGGAUGUGCCACUGGAAUCUUUUUUUCCACCCUGAUGAAAGUUGAAAAAACGAUUGAGCGGCGGGGACUCGACAGGUUUAUUGUAAUAAAUAAAUCAACCCGUCAGUAACGUUUGUUUCUCUAAUGAAGGCUCAAAAGAGAAACCCUGCCACCCAGUGGUGUCCAGUACUGUGUGGAGGUAAUGUUGGGGUUUUAUGCACUAAAUUAAAAGGUGUUAACAAAUUAAAGUAACAUACAGAAAACCAAAAGUGAUUAUCAGUGGGGUACUAAUGCAAUGCUGAAAGCAUUUUUGGGUAAAACAUGGAUGAAUAUUUUUGUUGUGUUCAGUAAAUAUUUUUUGAGAUUAUUAAAUCACUUUAAUUUGCUGAAUUAAAGUCCUGCAAUUCACUAAAUUAAAUUUACACAGAAAUGAAAUUGAAGCUGCAUUCAUAAAUUAAGGGGGGAAAUGUGGGGGAAAUAAAGAUUUUAUUUUCUGGUUGUACAUUGCUUGUUUCUAAUUGCACAUAUACAUUUUUCUUUGGUUCUGGGAGCAGCCUGUUGACAUUUUGACUUGGGAGGUCAAAAUUCUGAUGUUGAAAUAAUGACUUUCUUAAAAUGACUGUGCUGAAGAAAUGACUUCAUCUGAAUGUUGAUAAAAUACUGAUGUUAUUCUUUAGGAA